Messenger RNA from Phragmites australis (common reed), 2351 nucleotides. Its product is annotated as receptor-like cytoplasmic kinase 185. The record is from RefSeq and is a predicted model, not a curated record. The transcript is spliced from 5 exons. NCBI's taxonomy places the organism in Eukaryota, Viridiplantae, Streptophyta, Magnoliopsida, Poales, Poaceae. Gene Ontology annotation, biological process: protein phosphorylation. Gene Ontology annotation, molecular function: protein kinase activity; ATP binding. The coding region runs from base 267 to 1694 and encodes 475 amino acids.
UCUCCUCACUCUGCCCUGAGCUGACUUUUGCCCUCGGACCUCGGACACCUGUCUCCUUUGGCCCAUUUCAUCCCCGCCCCCUCUCCCCAAAUUCGCCGACCCGCCGCUCCCAAAUCCCAUCCAAGUUCCUCUGCAUCUUCCAAAGAUCGGAUUUUGGGAGGGGCUCUGCCCCCAGAUCGGGGAGUAAUCCCUGUUCCGUCUGGUGGGCUGGCCUCCGUCGCCCGUUUCUCGGUUCUCCCCCCCCCCCCCUCAAGGGCGGCUCUUGAAUGGGCUGUUUGCCGUGCUUCGGGUCGGCCGGCGACGGGGCGGCCAAGAAGGGCGGCGCGCGCAAGGACGGCUCGUCGGAUCGCCGCGUUACCCGGGUCGGAUCAGAUAAAUCAAAACCACAGGGUGGAUCAGACUCUAAGAAGGAUGCAGUCAUCCUGAGGGAGGGGAACAAUCAACAUAUUGCAGCACACACUUUCACUUUUCGUGAGCUUGCUGCUGCCACUAAGAACUUCAGACAAGAUUGCUUAUUGGGCGAAGGAGGUUUUGGCCGUGUUUAUAAAGGACGUUUGGAGAAUGGACAGGCUGUUGCAGUGAAGCAACUUGAUCGCAAUGGCCUUCAAGGAAAUAGGGAGUUUCUGGUUGAGGUUCUAAUGCUUAGUCUACUGCACCAUGACAACCUGGUCAACCUAAUUGGAUACUGUGCUGAUGGGGACCAACGUCUUCUUGUAUACGAGUUUAUGCCAUUGGGAUCACUUGAGGAUCAUUUGCAUGAUAUUCCACCUGAUAAGGAACCUCUCAACUGGAACACUCGGAUGAAGAUAGCUGCCGGUGCCGCCAAGGGCUUAGAAUACUUGCAUGACAAGGCAAGUCCUCCUGUUAUUUACCGGGAUUUCAAGUCAUCAAACAUUCUACUUGGUGAAGGGUAUCAUCCAAAGCUAUCAGACUUUGGCCUUGCAAAACUUGGGCCUGUUGGUGACAAGACUCAUGUUUCAACACGUGUUAUGGGAACAUACGGCUACUGUGCCCCAGAGUAUGCAAUGACAGGGCAGCUUACGGUUAAAUCUGAUGUAUAUAGUUUUGGUGUUGUGUUCCUUGAACUGAUUACUGGCCGCAAAGCCAUUGACAACACUAAACCUAAUGGAGAGCAAAACUUAGUUGCAUGGGCUCGUCCUCUAUUCAAGGACCGCAGAAAAUUUCCUAAAAUGGCCGAUCCAUUACUUCAGGGCCGCUUCCCCAUGAGGGGUCUGUACCAGGCUUUGGCUGUUGCUGCAAUGUGUUUGCAAGAGCAAUCUGCUACGCGGCCCUUCAUAGGAGAUGUGGUCACUGCUCUUUCAUACCUAGCUUCUCAGACAUAUGAUCCAAACAUGCCUAUUCAACAUAAUCGGAGUAAUUCAUCUACUCCGAGGGCCAGUCGAGGUGGCGGGAUCGAUGAUCAACGCCGUCUCCGCUCACCGAAUCACCAUUCUCCAGAUUUGAGGAGAAGAGAAGCCACCAUAGCGUCAAAAUAUGAAGCCGACGUUGGCAGGACAAAUUCUGGCAGUGGUUCUGGUCGUCGGUCUGGCUUGGAUGAUGUGGAUAUGGCAGGUUUGCAGGUGGGUAAUCCUGCUCAUGCAGGAAUGAAGAGGGAAUCUCCUAGGACCGGUGACAGGCAGCAUGCUGUUGCAGAGGCCAAAACAUGGGGGGAUAAUUCAAGAGAGAGAAAGUGACCAAAUUCUUGGGGCAGCUUUGGAAGUAUGAAUUAGUAAAACUCUGAAGCAGAAGGUUCAAUCUACUCAUCAUUCUGAAAAAAGAUGAAUUGCUUGCCAGCACCAAACAGGACGAUUUAGGAGCAUGGCAUUGAUUCCAUCUUGAUCUCGUGGUCUAUGUGAAUAGAGAUUUCUUUUUCUUUUCCUUUCCUGGCUAUCACCACUGCUUCAUACUUUUCCAUACAAAUACCACCAUCACCAUCACAACCACCAUCAAAAUGCCCAUUCCUGGCGUCCGUUCCUCGUGAAUGUGAUCAUCAUGCAUAUGCACCUUUAUCAUCAUGGCGAAGAACAACAUUUGGCUGAAAAUGUAGGGAGCAAAGGCAAAAUCUGUUCUGUGGAGCACAAGAUCUCAUCCAGUGGGUAUCUUCUAUUGCUGUUGCAUGAUGGGUGUCAGCGGCCGCAUCAUUGUUGGAUUGUAGAGCUUAUGUCAAGUCCGAGUACCGAGGGUCGAGAGAUGUGAUGUUCUUUUCCUGAAGGGUCUGUACCUGGGGUUACAGCAGUCCACCUGUGUUUGAUACAUCUGUCUUGUGACAUUUUUUGUGUUGAGUUGUCAGACACCUUUAUGUUAUCUCUAUCAGCUUGUGCCCCUUGCAUCUUAUGCUUGCUCUUUUGAAA